Lactuca saligna is the source of this 1758-nucleotide messenger RNA. Lineage: Eukaryota; Viridiplantae; Streptophyta; Magnoliopsida; Asterales; Asteraceae. The record is from the annotation of a GenBank genome assembly.
AUUAUUCUUAACUGUUCAUUCGGCUCUAACUUAGAUGGGUUUUGUUUAAAGUCCAUUUUUUCGGCUUUCCCUUCGAUAAUAUCCUGUCCCAAAACAACAAAAAAACUAAGCAGUCUCUCUUUGCACUAUUUACAGUAUCUUUCUUUGUAAACAAGAAAACAAGACCAAAUGGGGAGGCUUUCGACAAUCAAACUUGCAAUAGAAUCGUUUACACUUGAUGGAGACGACAUCAUUGAGAAACUUAUCGACACCUGGGAACGAUUCAAAGUCCCAGUUUUGGUGCCAUUUCUGAGAACAUUGAUGUAUGUUUCUCUUGCGAUGUCUGUAAUGUUGUUCAUAGAGAUGGUUUACAUGUCGUUGGUGAUUGCAUUCAAUUAUUUGUUUGGAAGAAAGAUUGAAAAACGCUACAAAUGGGAAGAAUUCAAAGAUGAGAUUGAAUCAGGGAGCUUUGUUUACCCACUUGUUCUUGUUCAAAUUCCAAUGUUCAAUGAAAAAGAAGUUUAUCAGCUUUCCAUUGGAGCUGCAUGUGGGCUUUCAUGGCCGGCUAAUCGUAUUGUGAUUCAAGUUCUUGAUGAUUCAACGGAUCCUAUCAUCAAGGGUAUGGUGCAAGUGGAGUGUGAAAAAUGGGCAUGUAAAGGUACAAACAUACAUUAUCAAGUGAGAGACAAUCGAAAGGGAUAUAAAGCAGGAGCACUUAAAGAAGGUUUAGAGCAUUGUUAUGCUAAUGAGUGCGAGUAUGUGGCUAUUUUUGAUGCCGAUUUUCAACCAGAACCUGACUUUCUCAAGAAAACUAUCCCGUUUCUUCAUUAUAACAGUGAACUUGGUCUUGUUCAAGCUCGUUGGAAGUUCGUGAACUCAGAUGAAUGCUUAUUGACAAGAACACAAGAGAUGUCACUUAACUACCAUUUCAAAGUGGAGCAAGAAGUUGGUUCUUCUACUUAUGCAUUCUUUGGAUUCAAUGGGACUGCUGGAGUUUGGCGAAUGGCUGCACUUAAUGAGGCAGGAGGAUGGAAGGAUCGUACUACAGUUGAAGAUAUGGAUCUAGCAGUUAGGGCUAGUCUUAAAGGCUGGAAAUUCUUGUACAUUGGUUCAAUAAAGGUUAAAAACGAGCUACCAAGUUCGUUGAAAGCCUAUCGUUACCAACAACACCGAUGGUCUUGUGGUGCGGCAAACCUUUUUAGAAAAAUGGUUUAUGAGAUUAUCAUAAGUGAGAAAGUUACAUUGUGGAAGAAGCUACAUUUAAUAUACAGUUUCUUCUUCGUAAGGAAGAUUGUGGCUCAUAUUGUUACAUUCAUGCUCUAUUGUGUUGUAAUUCCUAUAUCUGUGUGGGUACCUGAAGUUGAAGUUCCAAGGUGGGGUACGAUUUACAUCCCAACCAUCAUCACUAUCCUAAAUGCUGUUGGGACUCCAAGGUCCUUAUAUUUGGUGGUAUUUUGGAUUGUAAUUGAGAAUGCUAUGUCCCUCCAUCGAUGUAAGGCUACGUUUAUUGGACUCUUUGAAACUCAAAGAGUGAACGAAUGGGUUGUAACUGAAAAACAUGGAGAUGCUUCUAAGGAUAAAAUCGGAACCAGACAACAUGGAAGACUUAGCUUCAAGCUAAGUGAAAGAGGUGGGGGACCAACACCCAGCAUGGCUCGAAAUUUCUCAAAUAGAAUCCUUGGAAUACUUUUGAUCAAGAUGUCUGCUAUCUGUAAAGAGGUUCGCACAAAACGCGUGUAUAGCUGUCCAGAAGCAAUGAGCUCACGAAUGAAGUGCUAG